GGCGGCGCCCGGCGCGGGGCCGAUCCGCAGUCCGGCUCCGGUGGGCAGAGUGCGCGGAGUUCCCGGCGAUCGGCGGCAUGGCCACGGACGAGCUGGCCUCGAAACUGCAGCGGCGCCUGGACAUCGAGGACGGCCCGGGGGAGGCGGAGCCCGAGCCCGAGCCCGAGCAGGUGGCGGCGGCGGCGGCGCAGGAGAAGCCGCCCACCGCGGCAGCGGACAAUGAACUGUCGGCCAAGCUGGCCCGCCGCGGGGAGCUGAACGAGGGGUCGGCGGAGCCGCAGCAGCGCAGCUUGCGGGUCUUCAACCCGUACACCGAGUUCAAGGAGUUCUCCCGCAAGCAGAUCCGAGACAUGGAGGUCAUGUUCCGGCGGUACGACGCCGGGAAGGAUGGUUUCAUCGACCUGAUGGAGCUGAAACUGAUGAUGGAGAAGCUGGAGGCUCCUCAGACGCAUCUUGGGUUGAAGAACAUGAUCAAGGAGGUUGAUGAGGACUUUGACGGCAAGCUCAGCUUCCGUGAGUUCCUGCUAAUUUUCCGUAAGGCUGCUGCAGGAGAGUUGGCUGAAGACAGUGGUUUGCAUGUUCUUGCCCAGUUGUCUGAAAUCGAUGUCUCAACAGAGGGAGUGAAAGGAGCCAAAACCUUCUUUGAAGCCAAACUUCAGGCAAUCAAUGAUGCAAACCGAUUUGAACAGGAGAUCAAGGAAGAGCAGGAGGAAAAGAAGAAACAGGCUGAGGAAAGGAAACAGAAGAGAGCUGCCUUCAAGGAGCUGCAGUCAGCAUUUAAGUAAAGCCAGCUUUCUGCCGAAACUCCUGGGUGCAGGUCGGAAGAUCUGGCUUCUAAUCCCAGUCUUGGCCCAGGUGAUGGACUGUACUUUGCUUUAAAGAAUAAGGGAAAGGGUGUGGAUGGGCUUCGGAUACUCCUGAGAUAAUGCUAACCACAGUAUCCAAUUUGGAUAGACGGAACUGCCUGCCUCGUCUCCAGGCAUAUCCUCAUCCUGUGAUCUCAACACCAGACUCUGCCUCUUGUGACAACAGAAGCCUUUGGGAAUGAGCAGAUUAGGUGAGGGAAUGGUUGAUGUUGUUCAAGCCAAUUCUGACCAAAUGCAUUUUGCUUCUUUGAUGUACAUUCAUUGUUUGAGGGUCCUAUCCCAUUGCUCUGUUCUAGCUCUGUAAUCAAAGUUCUUGUAAUGGAGCUACUGCAGGGAACUUGGAUGAAGCUCCUGGUCAGUGCACUGUUGACCUUUCUAAAAGGGCCUUUGGCCUCAUUGUCUAAGAUACCCUUUUCCUGCUGUGUCUGCACAUGAUUGAGAAUGUAGUCAGACUCACCAAUGUGGUGGUGAUGGAGGUCCCCACUGUCUCGUCUCUGAUCAUGUCAGCGCUGUGUAGGAAAAGGUCGGUCAGAAUUGUGGCCUCCUCUCGGAAUCAGUUUCUGCAAUAGGCACGUGGCUGCCAUGAUUUUAAUUGGGUGCCUCCUGCAAAACAGUAAGGGGUUAAGUACAAAUCAUUGGGAACAUGCAGCUUUUAUGAGGCUUGUUUUUAAGAUGGCCCUUUUUUUAAAUUAAAAAAAAUACCUUCAGAGAUUUACUAUUUGAAACAAUGCCUGACUUCUACCUCCUCAAUCAAAUGGGGGUCUCUAUUUCUGUUCUACUUUAAGAUGGCAUUCCCUUAAUACGUGAUUUUAAUUCUAUCCAAUAGGUUGAGCAACCCUAUUUUUUUAUGCUUGUCCGUUUCCUAAUGUGAACGUGUCUUAAUUGCAUCUAUAUGGUACCAAUUCCUGUGCGCAUCUAUUCCUGCCCUAAUAAACUCUGAGUUAGUAAGUUUAGUGCUUUAAAUUGUUCACAGCAAAAUAUAUUUUUUACCUCCUGACACUGAAUCAUCAGAAAUUGGUAGCAUAUUUACAUGUUAAAUUGUCACGUUUCCUGUGGAGUCAGAUAACCAUUCUUGCGUUCCAGAGAGUUUGUGAAGGCAAAUUCAUAGUGCUGACCUGAGCACGCCACUUUAAUGCCAUCUUGGAUGAGCUGCCCAUGUGAGAAAGCCAUACUCUGCUUCCUUCAGACGCCCAACUGUGAGAGGCACCCGGAGCAGUUGUAUCAAGCCAUGUUUCUGACUGAUUUACAAUAAUUUCAGAAUCAGUCCCCUGAAGGAGCAACGCUUAAUGCAAGGAUUAACUAUGUGUAUCUCCUAUGCAUGUUAUACAGAUGUUCUGAACUGCUAAGCAGGGUCUUGGAGGGUGCAGUGGAAGAGGGUCUCUACUGUUCUAAGUUAUUACUGACCCCUUAAAGUACCACUUUGCAAUAUAGAAACACCAUUGAUCCGGGCAACUUGUAAUCUGUAUCAUGUCUUCCUUCCAAGUUCUGAGCAAUAUUGGGAGCAUUUCAGUUCUUCCAUGAUCCUCAUCUCUGCAGCAUCCUGACUCUGAUUCUCUGGUUUGAAACUAAGCAAACACUUGGUGUUCUCUUCCUCAUGACCCCCGUGUGCUGACCUUUGGGCCCGAUGCUGCUCCUGCAGCUGGACCAAGAGGAGGUGACAGCCUUCAGUAUUGGCUUCCCAAUCACCUGCCUUCAGCCCAACUGGGGCAGGUGGAACUCUGUUGUCAUGGUAACAGAAAGAGGCCAAUUAGCCACAUAUCCGGUUCCUUGAGAGUCCAAUUCAGUUACUGUGAAUCAAAGGUGUUCCAAUAAGUUUGUUGCAAAAAUCCUGGAAAUGUUCAUUUAAAAAAAAACGUAACACACUAGAAGUGCCUUUUAUGAAGAAACGUGUGCUUAAGUAUUGGCCAGGAAAGAUUGCACAAAGUCUAAACUAUCCCACUAACCAAUAAACAUUCAAGUAAUGAUUGAGACUGCUGAAGGAAAAGCAUUUAAUGUUCAACAUUCCUAGUUACCGUCACCCUGGAAUUUGGAAUACUGAAAAUACCCUUGACAUAACUCUUCGCAAACGUCUGUUUGCUCAAGGGUGCACUUUUGAAGUAUUUUGUUUUUGUGAACCAGCUCAGGAAACUGUCCCACGUCUACCAGGGAAGCAAAUGAAACAAAAUGUAAUCAAAUGCUGGCAAUCUGAAGCAAAAAGUCUGGGCCUUUGUAAUAGAUUCAAGAGCUUCUGCAAUAAAUGAUGUGUUAACAUUUGGGUAUAAUGCUUUGCCAGACAAGGUUUGCACCCAAAAUACUGAAAAAUUAAAGGUGAUCCCUGGCCAGCUGGUUCUGCCUCUUUCUGGGCUUGGAGCAGGGGAGCAUCUGCACAUUCCCUAGUCUACAACUGGCUGAUGCCACCUGCACUGUUGGUGACACUGUCUCAGUUGCUCUACCACUGGUUAGGAGCAGAGUACCAGGGUUCUUGCUCCUGAACGUUAGCCAAUAACCCUUGCUGUGAACAUCAGGUAACCUCAACUAUAAUUCCUCCAUUGUUUAGCUGAGCAGUGGAAAAGUGGCAUGUUAUGACCUCUGGGGGGGUUAGGACUGUUGGUUCAACAGUGUGAACUAAUGGCCAUAACUUCCAUCGUUGUGGGGACUUAAAACAAUUGGGACUGGUUUAUGCCCCACUGUUUUAUUUAAACAGCUCUCACAUUCCAUUGCAUGGCUAAUUUUGGGCUGAAUCUUUACUCUGUCUGUUGAUUGUGUUGUUAAAAUUGUUGUGUCAAACACUGUCGUGCCAAAUACUUGUGCCUGUGAUGAUUGUUCUAGUUUUAAAGGCACCGAAUCGGCCAUGUGUCCACGGUUGAGAGUCACUCAGCUUUAAGCUGGAGUCAUAGUGUGGGAUUUAUUUAGCAUGACAUUAAGGUGCAUUGAGAAUCUUCCUUUGGCUCCAUGCAAUUUGCUUUCAAUGCACCUAGAACAUAAUGGGGGUGGGGAGUGGGCUCUCUAUGUGUGCCAUGUCUGACUGUCUGUCUGCCUCUGGUGUAUCUGUGUAUUCUCUAAGAAUCCAUUUGUGUAGUCUGUGCAAUUGUGCCUGUGUUCUGCCAAAGAACUGGCCCCCUCCCAGAGCAACCAUGGGGCGUAGGAGAAUAAAUGGGAAAUGGGGAGUCGGCAACAUCAUUCCUGGGAGGUGGGGGCCGGGCUUGGUAAAAGGCAAGAACUUGUAGCUCACUUACUCCAGCACCAAUGAAUCUGCAUGGAUUUUACAUAAUGCUGAUGCCAUUAUUUGGUACAUUGUGUUUACUGAAAAAUUUACCUAUUUUCUAUAACUCUGUAAUGUUGCUGUCUGAAGCUUCAAUUGAGGAAAUAAGUUGUGUGAAAGAAACUAUUUUUGAUUUUCUUACAAAAAUAAAUCUAAUUAUACAUAUGUCUAAUAAAUGCAUCUUAAGUUUU
Messenger RNA from Hypanus sabinus (Atlantic stingray), 4298 nucleotides. It is a transcript of the gene efhd2, whose product is annotated as EF-hand domain family, member D2. The record is from RefSeq and is a predicted model, not a curated record. Gene Ontology annotation, molecular function: calcium ion binding. Bases 78 to 785 code for a protein of 235 amino acids. NCBI's taxonomy places the organism in Eukaryota, Metazoa, Chordata, Chondrichthyes, Myliobatiformes, Dasyatidae. The transcript is spliced from 4 exons.